Messenger RNA from Sus scrofa (pig), 2839 nucleotides. It is a transcript of the gene TTF1, whose product is annotated as transcription termination factor 1. Lineage: Eukaryota; Metazoa; Chordata; Mammalia; Artiodactyla; Suidae. Gene Ontology annotation, cellular component: nucleolus. The record is from RefSeq and is a predicted model, not a curated record. Gene Ontology annotation, molecular function: chromatin binding. Gene Ontology annotation, biological process: termination of RNA polymerase I transcription.
ACUUCCGCUUCUACAACCCCGGCACUUCCGGAUUGGAAGGCAGGCGAGGACGCGUUCGGACGAGCUCCUCCUGAAGCCAGGCGCUUGUGGGUGCUAGGCUGCAGUGGUAGAGGAGAAUACUUAAGUCGGCUGGACCCCUCUGAACAGAGCAUCCGCCCGCACCUGUCUGCCUACAGCUGAGGCCUCAGGUCCUGGGUGCGUCUCCCGCAUCUCUGGGUGACAGCAGGGAGGAAGGCUUCAACCAAAGCCCGUGGUGCUUCCACAGAAGUUUCCACAUAGAAAUAAAAUGGAAGGAGAGUCCAGCAGACCGGAAACCCACCCUCCAGUUUUCCGCAAGAAAAAGACAAAGCGCUCUGUACAUAAAGACAGACAUCGGAGGCAUGGCCGCGAGCCCCUGCCAGAUGCCCCCCUGGCAGGCGAGCCGCCUCCCGUAACUAAGAGUGAAGAAGAGAAAGAGCAUCGCCAGCGUCUCGUGUCUUCUCCUCCGAGAAAGUCAGAAGUCUGUGAUGAGACCGAAAAAGCCACUUCUCUACCCAAAAAGAGUAAAAAGAGAAAGAAAAGGGCUUUGGGGGUCGCCAGGGAACCCGGCGUCGUGUACGUCCUGGCGGAUGAGGAAACUGUCGAGGACACAUCAGCGGAUUUGGGAAAGGAGUUCGAUGUCGUUUACCUGGAUCCGAGCAAGGAGCGGAAGGCCCAGAGGGAGCCGGAGGCAGAGGGACCGCCCGCGGCCACCAAGUGGCGGGCCCGUGAGUCAGAAGAGCCGCCGGCCAAGGUGCCGAAGAAAAAGCAUAAAAACCGUCGGAGGAAAGCGGCGGCCUGCGAUGCUGGACGGGCAACCCCAGAGGCAGACCUUGCCCCGCCCGCCUCAGAAUCCCACGAGGAGCAGGACGCCCAGCCUGAAAUGGCCCAACUGCCAGGGUCCGAGGGCCAGAGCAAGCCCAAGAAAAGAAAGCGGAAGCGCUCAACUAACCCGGAAUUCGAGGCCCGGCCUGUGCCCGAGCCUGAGGGUGCUGGGGCCGCGUACUCGGAGGGAUGGCGAGUGGCGGGCAAGGUCGGGACCGCGGGAGGCGGCAAGAGGUCCAGCGGCCUCAAGAAAAGGACUAAGGAAAGGAAGCACAGGUCCCCUGGUGAAGGUGCCCUGGCGUCUGGCGGUGACGCUUCAGUGCCCUGGGCAAGCUUUGAGGACAUGCCCUUUGACUCCCCGGAAGGUAAUGGUUCCUUGAUUGAAGACAGUGCGAAACCCAGGCCACAAGAGGAGAAAACCCAGGCCUGUUCGGAAGAGGUGCAGAGGUUAGAACCUGCAAAUGAAGAAGAAAGCAGUUUGGAAUUGGCUAAAGAGUCUGAACCCAGAUACUUAUCUGAAGAUUCGCGAGAUUCAGGCGAUUCAGAUGUGGAUUUGGGUUCCGCCGUGAAGCAGCUCCAAGAAUUCAUUCCUGACAUCAAGGAAAGGGCCGCCACCACGAUUAAGCGAAUGUAUCGAGAUGACCUGCAGCGGUUUAAAGAAUUUAAAGCCCAAGGUGUCGCCAUUAAAUUUGGCAAAUUUUCCGUGAAGGAAAAUAAGCAGUUAGAGAAAAACGUGCAGGAGUUUCUGUCCCUGACGGGCAUCGAGAAUGCAGACAAGCUGCUGUACACAGACAGAUACCCAGAGGAGAAAUCCCUGAUCACCGACCUAAAAAGAAAACACUCGUUUAGACUGCACAUCGGUAAAGGCAUCGCGCGGCCCUGGAAACUCGUGUACUAUCGAGCAAAGAAGAUGUUUGACGUCAAUAAUUACAAAGGCAGGUACAGCAGAGGCGAUGUGGAGAAGUUAAAGGUAUACCAGGCCCUCCACGGGAACGACUGGAAAAAGAUUGGCGAGCUGGUGUCUCGAAGCAGCCUCUCGGUGGCCCUGAAGUUCUCCCAGAUCAGCAGCGAAAGGAAUCAUGGAGCUUGGAGUAAAACGGAAACCCAGAAACUCAUCAAGGCUGUGGAAGAAGUGAUUCUAAAGAAAAUGUCUCCCCAGGAGCUACAGGAGAUGGAUUCUAAACUCCAAGAGAAUCCCGAAGGCCGCCUGUCGAUUGUUCGAGAAAAACUCUACAGAGGCAUAUCCUGGGUGGAAGUGGAGGCUAAAGUGGAAACCAGGAACUGGAUGCAGUGUAAAAGUAAGUGGACGGAAAUUCUAACCAAGAGGAUGACACAUGGUCGGGACGUGUACCGGGGGGUUAAUGCCCUGCAGGCCAAGAUCAAUCUUAUUGAAAGGUUGUAUGAGAUAAAUGUGGAAGACGCCAACGCCAUAGACUGGGAGGAUCUUGCUGGCACCAUAGGGGACGUUCCUCCGUCUUAUGUCCAAACUAAAUUUUAUAAGCUGAAAGCUACCUGUGUCCCCUUCUGGCAGAAGAAGACUUUCCCAGGCCUUCGGGGGCCUCGCAGCAGUGGCCUGCCCAGCACCCGCGGUUCAGGUGCGCUCCGCCUUGGAGUGUGUGCCGAGAUCCUCUUCUUGGUUCCGCGAGCAUCUCUUCCUGGGUUUGAUUCCCCGCUGCCCUGGCCCUGUGACUGUGGGCAAGUCUUGUCAUGUCUUUAUGCCUCAUUUGAAAAAUGGGUAAACAGCAGUGCCUGCCUCGUAGGAUUUGCGAGAGGAUCGGAUGAGUGACUGUGAGUGAACCAGUGGGACCCAGAUCUUACCCCACUGAGCCACCCAGUGGCAGUAGCACUGCCUUGUCAUCAGUGCCCUCUGUCCUUUGACCUUGGGGAGAGGUUCUGUCAGAUAAUUUCAAAAUUGCAUUACUUGGAGUUCCCAUCAUGGCUCAGUGGUUAACGAAUCCGACUAGGAACCAUGAGGCUGCGGGUUCGAUCCCUGGCC